Molecule: messenger RNA, 1777 nt
Organism: Eublepharis macularius
Lineage: Eukaryota; Metazoa; Chordata; Lepidosauria; Squamata; Eublepharidae
Gene: TGDS
Product: TDP-glucose 4,6-dehydratase
Exons: 12
Coding region: 378-1439 (353 amino acids)
Biological process (GO): nucleotide-sugar metabolic process
Molecular function (GO): dTDP-glucose 4,6-dehydratase activity
Source: RefSeq, a predicted model, not a curated record
UGCAAUCCCAAACAGAGUUGCUCCAGUCCAAGGCCAUUGGUUUUAAUGGGCGCAGACGGGCUUAACUCUGCUUAGGAUCGUACCGCGAUAGCCCUGCCAGCGCAACGAAGGAGCUCCGCGGGCGCUUCGCAGACGAGCGCAGCGUGCGGCGGCAGAAGCUGCUGUGAGCCCCGGUGCGCUCGACGAAGGGCUUCGGAUCCUUGAGGGCUCCUCGGGUUGCACUUUCGGGCGCGGCCGCGUGUUGGCUGCUUUCAAAGGCCGCCUGGUUAGUGCUGCCACGGAGAGCCGGACGUCGCCUGCGAGCUCCGCGCAGCUGCAGCCUCGGAAGCGACGGGCGGAGCGAGCGAGCGAGCGAGCGGGCCGGCCCCUCUCGGACCAUGGCUGGCGGCGGCGGCGGCGCCGAGGCGGCCCUGCGCUUCGCCAAGCGGGUCCUGGUGACCGGCGGCGCCGGCUUCAUUGCAUCUCACGUGGUAGUUUCUCUUGUAGAAAAGUAUCCAAACUAUAUGAUUAUUAAUCUGGAUAAGCUGGACUACUGUGCAAGUUUAAAGAAUCUUGAGAUAAUUGCUGGGAAACCAAACUACAAAUUCAUCGAGGGGGAUGUCUGUGACCCCGACUUUAUCAAAACAUUGUUUGAGACUGAGAAAAUUGAUAUAGUAUUACAUUUUGCAGCACAGACACAUGUAGAUCUUUCAUUCUGGCACAAACUUGAGUUCCGCUAUGUUAACGUAUAUGGAACUUACAUUCUGGUCGGUGCCGCUUAUAAAGCCAAGGUGGAGAAGUUUAUAUAUGUCAGCACUGACGAAGUUUAUGGUGGAAGCUGUGAUAAGGAAUUUGAUGAAUCAUCUCCAAAACAGCCGACAAACCCAUAUGCAACAUCCAAAGCAGCAGCCGAAUGCUUUGUCCUGUCUUACUGGGAAAGAUACCAGUUUCCAGUGGUUAUAACGCGGAGCAGCAACGUUUAUGGACCCCACCAGUUUCCAGAAAAAGUUAUUCCAAAGUUUAUUUCUCUCUUACAACGGAACAGAAAAUGUUGCAUUCAUGGUUCAGGACUGCAGAGGAGAAAUUUUCUUUACGCCAGUGACGUAGCAGAAGCGUUUCUUACUGUUAUGAAAAAAGGACAGCCUGGUGAAAUCUAUAACAUUGGGACCACGUUUGAGCUGUCUAUUUCACAACUUGCCAAGGAGUUAAUCCAUCUAAUAAAGAAUACGAGUUCAGAAUCUGAAACAGAAUAUUGGAUGGAUUAUGUCAAAGACAGACCUACAAAUGACUUGGGGUAUCCAAUGAACUCCGGAAAAAUGCACAGUUUGGGCUGGAGACCGAAAGUACCUUGGAAAGAAGGAAUAAAGAGAACAAUUGAAUGGUAUCAAGAGAACUUCUACAACUGGAAGAAUGCAGAGAGAGCUCUGGAGCCUUAUCCUGUUGCGGAAGCAUCGAUAUGAGUUGUUGGGCAGCGCACCUCUAAAGACAAACAUGAAGGAAACCAUUCUACCUCCCAAGGCCACAGUGUUAUCAGUGGGGAAAACUGUACUGAAGAGGCAGAAGUGAAGAUGCCGUGUAUUCAGGAAAUAUGAAGUAUCAAGCAACACUAUCAAGAAGGAAAAUAGAAAAGAAUUUGGGAAACCUUGAUAAUGUUAGGAAUUGUCAUGAUUUCAUCAGCAGUCCGAUGCAAUAUUGAAGCUUUAAAGUAUUUUUAUCAAACAGGGAAUGAAAGCCAUUUUUUGUUAAAUGUGCAUUUUAGUACAACUAUUUUGUAUUAAAAGUGUUGUUUUUAAAGAAA